ACCGCGGAGCCCCGGAUGGCGGCGGCGAGGCUCGUCUGGGUGGCGGCGGCGGCGGCGCUCCUGACUCUCACGGCGGCGGAGAACAAGACCUCUCCGGCCGAGGAAACCGCGGCUACGGCGGCGGCGCCGACGACGGCAUCCGGGUCCUCUUCCUCUUCGUCUUCUGGGCUGCUGGGCCUGCAUAUGCCGGCGCUUCACCGGGCGCUCUACGUCAUCGCCGGUGUGGCCGGCAUCGGCCUCCUCUACUACCUCGGGGGCCGAGCGCUGCGGACGAGGAAACCGCCGCGGAAAAAGUACGGGCUCCUUUCCAACUCGGAAGACCCCAUGGAGAUGGCCUCCCUCGAGAGCGACGAGGAUACCCUGUUUGAAACGCGGAAUCUGAGACGUAAGCUGCCUUGAGCGUGGGAUGGCGGCCUGCAAAUAAAAUUAUGUGAUGACAGGACCAACGGCCUGAAGUGCCCGGACGUGACCAGAGGAGGUGGAGAGCCCCCAUCGGAAGCCACUUUUAUCAAUUCCCUUUCUGUUGUUUCUUUUU
Molecule: messenger RNA, 535 nt
Organism: Lacerta agilis (Sand lizard)
Lineage: Eukaryota; Metazoa; Chordata; Lepidosauria; Squamata; Lacertidae
Gene: FAM174C
Product: family with sequence similarity 174 member C
Exons: 4
Coding region: 16-399 (127 amino acids)
Cellular component (GO): extracellular region
Source: RefSeq, a predicted model, not a curated record